Molecule: messenger RNA, 168 nt
Organism: Perkinsus marinus ATCC 50983
Lineage: Eukaryota; Perkinsozoa; Perkinsida; Perkinsidae
Exons: 1
Source: RefSeq, a predicted model, not a curated record
AUUAUUUAGGUAUUGAUGUGUUCAUUGCUGUUAUUUGUUUAGGAGUGGGCGUUCGAUCGAUCGCGGCUGGGGAUAAUCAUUCAACGUUCCUCGACGAUCUAGGUCGGGUCUGGCUGUGUGGCACGUAUAAGGUGGGUAGAGCUUGGGGGAAAGUGGGCGCUCGAAUUG